Messenger RNA from Trematomus bernacchii (emerald rockcod), 1246 nucleotides. It is a transcript of the gene khdrbs2, whose product is annotated as KH domain containing, RNA binding, signal transduction associated 2. The record is from RefSeq and is a predicted model, not a curated record. NCBI's taxonomy places the organism in Eukaryota, Metazoa, Chordata, Actinopteri, Perciformes, Nototheniidae. The coding region runs from base 1 to 1035 and encodes 344 amino acids. Gene Ontology annotation, cellular component: nucleus. The transcript is spliced from 13 exons. Gene Ontology annotation, molecular function: poly(A) binding; mRNA binding. Gene Ontology annotation, biological process: regulation of alternative mRNA splicing, via spliceosome.
AUGCAUCCGGAGAAGUGCUUACCUGAACUGGUAGCCGAGAAGAAGGGCUUGGACCCCACCUAUGUUCAUGCCGUGCGUCUGCUUGCAGAAGAGAUUGAAAAGUAUGAAGGUGAUGAAUCGAGAAAAGAUGGCAGCACUAACAAAUACCUAGAUAUCAUCAGCAAUAAAAAUAUCAAGCUCUCUGAAAGAGUUCUCAUUCCAAUCCAACAGUAUCCAAAGUUUAAUUUUGUCGGAAAGUUGCUGGGACCACGGGGAAAUUCCAUGAAACGACUACAGGAGGAGACGGGAGUCAAGAUGUCAAUCCUCGGCAAAGGGUCCAUGAGGGAUAAAGGCAAGGAAGAAGAAUUAAGGAAAAGCGGGGAGGCCAAAUACGCCCAUCUGAGUAAUGAUCUACACGUUUUAAUUGAAGUCUUUGCUCCACCUGGAGAGGCCUAUUCGCGCAUGAGUCACGCCUUGGAGGAGAUAAAGAAAUUCCUAGUUCCAGACUACAAUGACGAGAUCAGACAGGAGCAGCUGAGAGAGCUCUCGCUGCUGAACGGCUCCGAAGAGUCGAGCCGAGGCAGGAGCGCGCCGGUGAGGAGUGCACGACCGGCAGCCACCAUAUCCACAGGGGGCCACAGAGGCACAGGGAGGAGUGCAGCAGCACCUCGGGGGACAGCAGCAGCGACGCACGGCAAACUACCUACGACUGUUCUCACGAGGGAGGUACAAGCCCCGAGAGCCAGGGGGGCAGCAGGGAGCGCAGGAUACAGACCCCUGCUGUUAGCAGUCACACAUGAGUCAUACGACGACUAUGGCUACGACGAUGGGUACGGUGGAGAAUACGACGACGACAGUUACGAAGCCUACGAGGAAAACUACAGCAAUCAGGCAAAGAGUAUUUCAGAAUAUUAUGAUUAUGGACAUGGCAACAGUGAUGAAUCCUAUAACAACUAUGCCAAGGAGGACUGGGGGACUUCCCGUCCAAGUCACAAAGCCCCUGUUUUACGGCUGACAAGAGGGGGCUACAGAAAACAUCCCUAUGGUAGAUACUGAAGUUAAAGAAACACACUACUGUGUGAUUUGGUCAAAGCAGAGACCACCAUUACAGUAGGCUCGGGAAUCUGCUCCCAGAGGACUGAAGAUUGGACUCAGCCAUCAGACACGUUCGGGCCCUUCAUCAGUCAGGAGAGGAGCUCGAGAUGAGAGGAAUGAAGAUGGAACAUGAAACAAGGACAGACAAAUGACUCGCAGGUAAGGAAGCCGU